UGGGUCUGGGAGGGAAAUCUCAGGUAAUUUUGGAUUGAGAGGAGUCUUUCGAUGAGCUCAGAUCGUGGCAUCGAUUGGAGAUCGGCUGGUAAUGAGCCGAAGUUGGAAUCGAUCAAGACUUCGACUUGGCUCUCCGUCACGGCUUUUGCUUCUGGAAAAGCACCUACCCAGGCUCGAGCCAGGGUCUCCCAUUCUUGGGCUUGCUGUUGAACUUCUCGGAGCUGAUUUUUAGGGCUCCGAUGGACGGUCGAGGUUCGCCGUCUAGGGUUUGCUCCGUUGAGUUCGACAUCUACUUACAACUCUACUUAAAAGCUCCUUAUCUAUGGAAGAGCAAGAUGAAAAAGAGCCGCAAUUACUCCCCAUUUCUCUCACCAUUGCUUCACCGUCCCCUACGUUAUCUCAUUCUUCAUCGCUAACAUACCGAUCGACGACGGUGAUGAGCGAUCAAUUCGUAGGGCCGUCAUCAUCACUUGACUUGCAGCUAUCAAUCAGUCUAAGGCCAGUCCAUCAACUUCCAUCAAACCGUAACGAUUUCGAUCGCGUUGAGUCAUUGAAACAACGGACGGCGGAGCAAAUCCGGCUGGCGGCCAUCAAGAAGGCUUACGCGGAGCGAGUUCGGGAGCUCACAAAGAGCGAAAUGGAGAUGGCUCGGUCCGAUUUCGCGAGAGCUAAACAUGUUUGGAAAAGGGCAAGGGAAGAUGUUGAAAAAGCUGAGAAAAUGAAGGAAAGAGCAACGUUGCAGAUAGAUUCUACGUGCAUGGAGAUCACCUGCCAAUCUUGUAGGCAAAGGUUCAAGCCUUAAUACUAUGUUACUUUUGAAUAUGUGUAUGUACGUUGAAUGUAUCCGAGUUUUUUUCAUACUCAAAUCUAUUUUUUAACUCAUUUGGAUGGUUUUUAUUAAGUUUUGGUAUUUUAAGUAAUUCAAGAUUGAAAUAAUGGCAUUUUUGAAGCAAGAUUUUAGAGGGAGUGGGAGCCAAGGCAAGCACACAUGCUUGUAAUUGCUGUCAAAACCUCGAAUCUGAU
Molecule: messenger RNA, 1023 nt
Organism: Gossypium raimondii (Peruvian cotton)
Lineage: Eukaryota; Viridiplantae; Streptophyta; Magnoliopsida; Malvales; Malvaceae
Product: protein indeterminate-domain 16
Exons: 1
Coding region: 323-802 (159 amino acids)
Biological process (GO): gravitropism
Cellular component (GO): nucleus
Source: RefSeq, a predicted model, not a curated record